AUAAAAGUAUGGUCACCAAGAACGUUUGUACUUAAGCUUAGACAUAAUAAUGAUCAAGCGUGUAAAUAACACUGCACACCAUGUGUUUUAAUAAAAAUGGCAACAAACACACUAACGUACGACGGUUGCAAUUAUCUUAGACAAAGGCUGAUCUUAGCAACUCUAAGUGGCAAAACAGUCAAAGUGAGAAAGAUACGAUCAAAAGAAGAUGACCCAGGACUGAAAGAUUUUGAAGCAAGUUUCAUCAGACUGUUGGACAAAUUAACCAACGGUUCUAAGAUUGUUAUAAGUGAGACAGGAACGAGUCUACUGUACCAGCCAGGACUUCUGAUUGGUGGUAAACUUGAACAUGAAUGCAACACACAGCGCAGCAUAGGAUACUACUUGGAAGCUCUUGUAUGUCUGGCUCCAUUCACCAAGAAACCAAUCAAGGUUGUGCUUAGAGGGGUCACAAAUGACCAAAUUGACCCUUCGGUGGAUUUGAUCAAGUUAUCAACAAUACCAGUAUUGAAAAGAUUUCUGGGAACAGAUGAAGGAUUGGAACUUAAGAUUACCAGGCGCGGAGCAGCACCAGAUGGUGGAGGAGAGGUUAUCUUCAGCUGUCCAUGUCGACAGAAGCUCAGGCCACUACAGUUUACAGAUCCCGGCAAAAUCAAACGGAUUAGAGGCGUGGCCUGGGCAGUGCGAGUGUCUCCGGUGACGACCAAUAGGAUUGUAGACUCCACACGCAGCAUUCUUAAUAAAUUCCUGCCUGACAUCUACAUAUACACAGACCAUUUCAAAGGCAGCCAGUCUGGAAAGUCUCCAGGGUUUGGAUUGACUCUUGUAGCAGAGACCCUCCAAGGGUCGUUUCUAUGUGCUGAAGCGGCAUCAAAUCCUAAGGGGUCCAACAAAGGGCCCACCAUACCUGAAGAUCUCGGCAAAGAGACAGCUAAGCUUCUCAUGGAGGAAAUUUACAGGGGAGGGUGUGUGGACUCAACCAAUCAAAGUCUGACUGCUUUAUUUAUGGUGCUGGGACAACAGGAUGUAUCCAAGGUUCAAAUGGGGACACUCUCUCAAUAUACGAUACAGUUUCUGCGUCACAUACGAGACUUUCUACAAGUUAUGUUUAAAGUUGAGAUGGAACCAAAGAAAGAGGAUGAAGAUGAUUUACAAAUUGGUGCAGAAAAACUGACAUUGACCUGUGUUGGAGUUGGAUAUUCGAACGUGAGCAAGGCAAUAAUGUAACUUCUCAAGACAAAAUAUUUAAAACAACAAAGAAUUUUGUUAGAGCAAGAACUACAGACAAGGCACACUCUUAGACUAUAUUGUGCUAUACUGUUAAAAAUCAGCCAAAUGGCUAAAAACAAUCAGUUGGUGGUAGAAAAAAUGUUGAUUUCUUUAAUGUUGAUGUCAAGAUUUUUUCUAUUUGGAGUAUAAUAUGAAUAAUAGUUGUUAAGUUUUUGAAAUAAAUCUUGUAAUUUGUA
Molecule: messenger RNA, 1466 nt
Organism: Pecten maximus
Lineage: Eukaryota; Metazoa; Mollusca; Bivalvia; Pectinida; Pectinidae
Product: RNA 3'-terminal phosphate cyclase-like protein
Exons: 9
Coding region: 97-1227 (376 amino acids)
Biological process (GO): endonucleolytic cleavage of tricistronic rRNA transcript (SSU-rRNA, 5.8S rRNA, LSU-rRNA); ribosome biogenesis
Cellular component (GO): nucleolus
Molecular function (GO): RNA endonuclease activity
Source: RefSeq, a predicted model, not a curated record